This is a messenger RNA of Histoplasma capsulatum G186AR, 609 nucleotides long. RefSeq lists its product as uncharacterized. NCBI's taxonomy places the organism in Eukaryota, Fungi, Ascomycota, Eurotiomycetes, Onygenales, Ajellomycetaceae. The transcript is spliced from 2 exons. Bases 1 to 609 code for a protein of 202 amino acids. The record is from RefSeq and is a predicted model, not a curated record.
AUGACUUCAACAGACAGACCCUGUACUGCUUUCCCCGGACGUCUCUGUUUUCCUGACACAUCAACAUUGUCAGAGCCGAUUGCUGAAUCCCACACUCCUGGAGCUCAAAAACGAAAGCUGUGGAAGCCACCUCCACUUCCUCUCCCAGUUAAUCACCCGAAUGAUGAGAAUGGAAAUAAACGAUUUUCCGCAGAAUUCUGUCAACAGGGGAGCCCAUGGGGAAAAUAUCAACGAUUCACAAGAGAGGGCCAGUCCAAGACCCUGUAUUUGGCCUCUGAGCAUUCUGCGGCCUGCACUGUUGUGGCAAUCAAGGAAUAUAAGCUCUCCGAGCCAAAUACUAUUCAGAAUCUCCUCAAGACAUCACAUUCAAAUCUGGUGAAUUUGAAGAGUGCCUAUGUGAAUAAAUCUGUUGUAUUUUUUGUUUAUGAACAAAUGCAUCUCUCACUGGACAAGAUUCACUCUUGCAUUGUGUUGAAGGAGGCUCACAUUGCUGCAGUGUGCAAAGAGCAUGUUUUUCUGGCAUUUUCUGGUGGACCGGGCUGCCUCGGGCCUCUCGCCCUGGAGGCCGGACGAUUUGCAAAAAUUGACUGGGAACCAUUUCAAUCAUAA